AUACAGACCUUUCCUCUUUCUUUCUUCUUAAACUUGAUUAUUCCUACAAAGAAACCAAAAACUGCACUUAUAUAUAUGGACAUAUACAUAAUUGCUCGUUCAUUCAGUACCCCAUAGAACAUAUAUAUAUAUAUAUAUAUAUCUACACACACACAUAACAAAAUCUGAUCUGAUUAAUCUAAGUCUAAGCCAGAUUAAGAUGAUGGAAGCUGAUGACACUAGUAGUGCAUCAGUUGCCGGGCAAACAGUUUGCGUGACUGGUGCCGGAGGGUUCAUUGCUUCUUGGAUCGUCAAACAACUCCUACAAAAAGGCUACACUGUCAAAGGAACUCUCAGAAACCCAGGUGACCCAAAGAAUGCUCAUUUGAAAACGCUAGAAGGAGCUCGAGAGAGGUUAACUUUAUGUAAAGCUGAUCUUCUAGAUUUCCGGAGCCUCGAAGAAGCUAUUCACGGCUGCCAUGGCGUUUUUCACACCGCAUCUCCCGUUACUGAUGAUCCUGAACAAGUGGAGACUGCCGUAAAUGGAACAAAGAACGUGAUAAUAGCAGCAGCACAAGCCAAGGUUGGGCGCGUAGUUUUCACUUCCUCUAUUGGAGCGGUCUACAUGGACCCUAAUAGGAGCCCCGACGCUGUGAUUGAUGAAUCUUGUUGGAGUGACCUUCACUUUUGCAAAAAUACCAAGAACUGGUACUGCUAUGGGAAGGCACUGGCUGAGAAGACAGCAUUUGAAUUGGCCAAAAAGAAAGGAGUGGAUUUGAUAGCGGUGAACCCUGUGAUGGUGUUGGGACCUCUAUUGCAGCCAACAAUGAAUGCCACCACAAAUCACAUUUUGAAGUACCUCAAAGGCACAUCUAAGACUUAUCCCAAUGCGGUUCAGGCCUAUGUUGAUGUUAGGGAUGUUGCAUCGUCCCACGUUCUCGUAUAUGAAACUCCCUCUGCCUCCGGCAGAUAUCUCUGCGUCGAAAGUGUGCUUCACCGUGGACAGUUACUCCAAAUGCUCGCCCAAUUAUUCCCGGAAUAUCCUAUUCCCGCCAAGUGCUCGGAUGAAAAGAACCCCAAAGCAAAAACAUAUGAGGUCUCAAACCAGAAGCUGAAAGACCUAGGCAUGGCGUUCACCCCAAUGAAGCAAUGCUUAUAUAACACCGUCAAAAGCCUGCAAGAUAAAGGAUUUCUAGGCCUGGAGCAAGAGCAGGCGUAUCUGACUUCAAAGUUAUGAGGUGGUUAAUUUGGCAUCAAGUGAGAAGAUUUUUCUACAUUUGACAAGUCAAUAAUAAAGUCAAGUCAGUGGGCGAUCCAUCAUCAACAGAUUAUGGACUUGGAAGAUGGUGCCGAAGUUUCUACUGCCUGGUUGAAGGUAUAUUAUAUAUAUUCAAUCUUCAAGACUGGCUAGCUGCCAGAUUCAAAUACCGCAGCUGUCACUUACAUAUAUGGCUUGUGGCCUUGGGCAUUUUUGAACGUAUGGUAGGGACUAGUUGUGUGUAUAUAUAUAUAUAUAUAUAUAUAAUAUAUGAUUUCUCUAUAAUACAGACAUCUUCUGCAAGUUUAUAUAUAUAUAUAUAUAUAUAUAUCAUACACAUAUCUAUAAUUGAUUUAUGGAUCAAGCAAUAUAUUGUAUCCGCCAUUUAAAUUAAAAAUAUGUGAAUAUAUAUCUUUAUCAUAAAAAGAACUAUAUCUUGUAUGUAUAAAAAAACUGUAUCUUGUAUGCAUUAUAUUGGAUUCAUGAAAGCACAUACCUAAGAUGCUCGAAAUGGGCUCGUAUUAAUUCUAAUUUUUGAUUAUGCUGGUAAUGGAAAAUGAUCAUGGUUUUUCUCUCUUUCAAUUUUUCUAUGCUGUGAUAAUUGGGUAUUUUGAAGAUGUAACUCUUAGAUUUUGUUCAUUGGAGCAUUCACCAUUUUUAUA
Messenger RNA from Ziziphus jujuba (common jujube), 1899 nucleotides. RefSeq names its product cinnamoyl-CoA reductase 1-like. The transcript is spliced from 6 exons. Gene Ontology annotation, molecular function: oxidoreductase activity, acting on the CH-OH group of donors, NAD or NADP as acceptor. The record is from RefSeq and is a predicted model, not a curated record. The coding region runs from base 200 to 1216 and encodes 338 amino acids. Lineage: Eukaryota; Viridiplantae; Streptophyta; Magnoliopsida; Rosales; Rhamnaceae.